GCAAAAAAUCUAACAUAUAUCUCAGAAUUCCAUCUCCUGGGACUCUCAGAGGAUCCAGACUUCCAGCGCAUCCUGUUUGGAGUAUUCCUGUCCAUGUACCUGGUCACCUUGCUUGGAAACCUGCUCAUUAUCCUAAUUGUCAGCUUUGACUCCCACCUCCACACCCCCAUGUACUUCUUCCUCUCCAACCUGUCCUUGGCUGACAUGUGUUUCAUCUCCACCACAGUCCCAAAGAUGAUCGCAGGCAUCCAUAUUCACAUCAGAGUCAUCUCCUAUGUGGGCUGCUUAACUCAGAUGUCUUUUUUGUCACUUUUUGCAUGUAUGGAUAGUCUGCUUCUCACUGCGAUGGCCUAUGACCGCUUCGUGGCCAUCUGUCACCCUUUGCAUUACUCAGUCAUCAUGAGCCCUCGCCUUUGUGUCUUCUUAGCUCUGAUGUCUUUUUCAGUUAGUGCUUUUGAAUCCCAGCUGCACAAUUUGAUUGUAUUACAACUGACCUGCUUCAAAGGUGUAGAAAUUGCUCAUUUCUUCUGUCAUCCUUCUCAACUCCUUAACCUUGCCUGUACUUACAGUUUCAGCAACAACAUAGUCAUGUAUGUGAUUGGUGUCAUAUGUGGUGUUUUCCCCAUCUCUGGGAUCAGUUUCUCUUACUGUAAAAUUGUUUCAUCUGUUUUGAAAAUUCCAUCAUCUCAUGGAAGGUAUAAAGCCUUCUCUACCUGUGGGUCUCAUCUGUCUGUUGUUUGCUUAUAUUAUGGAACAGGGCUUGGGGAGUACUUUGGUUCUGUUGUGUCACAUUCUCCAAGAAACAAUGCAGUGGCCUCACUGAUGUACACAGUGGUCACCCCCAUGCUGAAUCCCUUCAUCUACAGCCUGAGGAACAGGGACAUCAGUAGUGCCCUGAAAAGACUGAAGAGUAGGACAGUCUAA
This is a messenger RNA of Castor canadensis (American beaver), 924 nucleotides long. Its product is annotated as olfactory receptor 7E178-like. Gene Ontology annotation, biological process: G protein-coupled receptor signaling pathway. The record is from RefSeq and is a predicted model, not a curated record. Lineage: Eukaryota; Metazoa; Chordata; Mammalia; Rodentia; Castoridae. Gene Ontology annotation, cellular component: membrane. Gene Ontology annotation, molecular function: olfactory receptor activity; G protein-coupled receptor activity.